UACAUUAUAUUGUGUGCUCUAAAGAAUAGAGAUUGAUUAGGGUUCAUCAAAUUUCGGGAGCUGGGAUUUUCAUAUAAUUCGCUUUUGCAGUAUUACAGCACAGCCUCACAGGAGGAAGAAAGUAUAAAUCUCCACUAUAAACAGUAUUAACAUGUCGAUCGAGGAGUUGAAGAUUCGUAGUGAGCUGGAGAACGACGUCGAACGAGACUUGGAGGAAGAAAUCAAGGAUGGAAUUUACCAUCUUGCUCUACGAUUGCAUAGGCUUUAUCAGCACCAGAAAGAAAGACAUACUAAUACAGAAACCAAACCUAAAUCUGCAAGAAAAAUGCUGUCCGAGGUUAACAUAAGCAUUAAAAUGGAAGGAGGAACCACCAUUCAAAUAAAAGAGAUAAAAAAACAAGAAAAGAUACCUCCAAAUCCAAUGACUUCUACACCAGCAAAUAAUAAGAAGGUUGAUUGGGAAAAGACACUUCGAUCAAAUCGAGGUAUCACUCCAUCCAUUAAGAGUAAUAAAACUGAAAGUAAACACGUCAGCCAUUUGAGGAAGAAGCCUGCGAAUAUUGGGAAAAUCAAUAUUUCAAAUGCUUCAAGGCAGAGAAAAGUGGACUUGGGAGCCAAGACUGCACUACUGGAGCUAGGAUGGAAAUAUUAGGGUUUGCUUUGGAUUUGUUCAAAUAUUGAGUGUGUUAGUGUAUAAAUAAUACAGGGCUUGAAGGAAUUUGUGUGUGUGAAAUACCUUUUGAGCUUAGACUGGAAUCUGCCAUGAUCACAAAUCUGUGAAUUUGUCAAACUUUUUUUUUUUUUUUUUCUCCCUUGUAAUUUGGACUUGUAUAUUAUAUGAAGAAGAAUUUCUUCAACAUGUACAGUCCUGGGCUGGUGCAGCCCAAGAUUUGGUUGGCCCGAUAAAAAAUGUGGCCUGUGUUGAUUAUGUAGUUAACUUGGAUCUGGCCCAAAGGAGAUGGGGGUAAGUUGACCCGCUUUACACCCUUUAUUGUGGCAAAUAAAUCCUCUUAAACUCUCUCUC
Molecule: messenger RNA, 1024 nt
Organism: Olea europaea var. sylvestris
Lineage: Eukaryota; Viridiplantae; Streptophyta; Magnoliopsida; Lamiales; Oleaceae
Exons: 2
Coding region: 152-652 (166 amino acids)
Source: RefSeq, a predicted model, not a curated record